AUGCUGCUGAGCUAUCUCGAUCAUGUAGGGAUCUUUAACGACACACAGAGAGGGUCUUCACUAAUUCAAAGUCGUCAGCCGAACAUUCUUUCCAUCAAGGCCGCCUUCGAAUCAGAGCAUUCUGUAUACAUUUUCACGGAACUGGCUACUGGUGGUGAUCUUUUCUCACUUCUAUCACGCGAGAGGACACUCCCCGAGUUAGAGAUACGUUGGAUUAUACGCCAGAUCCUCAAUGCUGUUGACUACAUCCACAAGAAAGGGGUUGCGCAUCGAGACAUCAAGCCAGAGAAUAUUCUCUGUGCCAUAGCGCCCAAUGUCUCUUACAGGCUGGUCCUCUCCGAUUUUGGGGACUCCGCUGUCACCAACUAUGGAAGAUUAAAAUCCGAGGUUGGAACAACCUUCUAUCGCGCCCCCGAAUGUUAUAACUCCGAGCGAGGUCACUCACUGUCUGCCGACAUCUGGUCCAUUGGGAUGCUUUGCCUUCAGCUUUUCUCUGGAUUCCAGGAACUUCCGAACUUUCGUCAUCUCGACUUCGCCAGCCAAGGCAGAAUUGACCGUUAUCUCAACAUCAUUUUUGGUGACCACAGCUGUGACGUUACUAUUCAAGAUGGCGCCCCAACCUAUGACGACGACGAAGACGACCCCAUUGACCCUCAAACAUCCCGCCUCCGUCCAGAUGAAGACAUCUCGAGCGAUGCAAAGGAGUUCAUUCGCGGAUGUCUCACCUACAACAGCAGGCACCGGCUCACAGCGCGCCAAGCUCUUAUACAUCGCUGGAUGUGCGAGUCUGAGGAAGAUGACUCUCUCUUCAGACGUCUUGAGCAUGACAACGCCGCUUCAUGGGAGCCCAAGAAGAUCCGGCUAGGUCCUUUCAUCGAGAAGCUCGGUACGGCAACAGAUGCGCACGAUUGCGAUGGAGAACAAGAGCCAGAUAUCGCCCCAUUUACCAAGAAACCCGACCCCAUUGCCGCCCACCUCCUAUCUAUCAUCAUCAUCAUCAUCCCACCAACGAGGAGACGGGGCCAUAGGUCACCCAUUAAGCAGCAACGGCCCGUCUUCUCCUCCGCUGACAAUCAGAGCCCGGAAGCGCCAGCCAGGUCUGUGGGCAGACUCUGA
Sordaria macrospora k-hell is the source of this 1116-nucleotide messenger RNA. NCBI's taxonomy places the organism in Eukaryota, Fungi, Ascomycota, Sordariomycetes, Sordariales, Sordariaceae. The record is from RefSeq and is a predicted model, not a curated record.